Molecule: messenger RNA, 972 nt
Organism: Ichthyophthirius multifiliis
Lineage: Eukaryota; Ciliophora; Oligohymenophorea; Hymenostomatida
Exons: 1
Source: RefSeq, a predicted model, not a curated record
AUGAAGUUAUAAUAAUAAAAAUAUUAGAAAAAUAAAUAUUAAAAAAUAAGAAAAUAAAAAAAAAAAAGAGAAAGUUAAAAGUUAAUUAAAGUAAAAAAAAAUAUAAAAUAAAUUAAUAAAAAUCUAAAAUAAAAUCAUUAUAUGAUAACAAAAUAAAAUAUUAUAUAAAAUAAAAUAUUUGAAUAUAUGUAUUAAAUUAAAUAUAAAAAAGAAAAAAAAUAAACAAUAUAAAAUAAAAGAAUAAAAAAAUAAAAUUAAAAUAAAAAUAAAAAAAUAAUAUAAUAUAAAAAACAAAUUUAAAAUAAAAAUAAUUAUAUGCAGGAAGAUAAAUUAAAUUAUUAAGAAUUUCAAAAGUUUAAUUUUAAGAAAAAUAUAUAAUAUGCAAAAAAAAAAAAAAAAGUAUAAUAAAAUUAAAAAAAAAAAUUAAUAAAAAAAGAAAUUAUUUUUAAAUAAAAAUAUAAUGCGAAUAAAAUAAAAAAAAAAUAUUAAAUUAAAAAAAUUAUUUUUAAAUAAAAAUUAAAACAUAUUUAUGUAAAAAAUUAUAUAAGUAUAAAUAUAAAUAUAAAUAAAUAUAUGAUAUAAAUAUUUAUAUAUAUAUUUUAUAUUUUAAUAUAAGGUAAAAAAAUUAUUUAAAAUCAGAUGUUUUUAAAAUAUCUAUUAAAAUAAUAAAAAAAUAAUUAAAAUAUAUAUUUAAAAUCAAAAUUUUUAACAUUUAAAUAUUUUUAUAUAAUUAUUUUUUAAAAAAAAACUAUAAUAAAAAUAAAUAUAAAAUAAAAUUUAAAGAUCUAGAAAUUAAUUAAGAAAAUUAAAUAAAAUGAUAAAUUUUUAUAAUAAAAAGAUAUUAAUAUUAAAAAUAAUAAAAAAAUAUAUAAAAUUAUAAAAAUAUUAUUAUAUGUAUAUAAAUAUAAAUAUAUUUUUAAAUAUAAAUAUAAAUAUAUAUAUAAAUAUAAAUAUUUAUAUAUAUUUUUUUGA